Ramularia collo-cygni is the source of this 915-nucleotide messenger RNA. Its product is annotated as related to GDSL Lipase/Acylhydrolase family protein. The record is from RefSeq and is a predicted model, not a curated record. The transcript has a single exon. NCBI's taxonomy places the organism in Eukaryota, Fungi, Ascomycota, Dothideomycetes, Mycosphaerellales, Mycosphaerellaceae. The coding region runs from base 1 to 915 and encodes 304 amino acids.
AUGUUCAUUAUUAUUGUUCGGUAUGCGAAUGGCAGAGAGAAGCGUGAGGUCUGGUUCGAAUACCGGCAAAUCUGCGGCUGUGAAAAGCCAUCCAAUCUCCGCUUCGAUCUCGACGAUAACAACAAUGCAACAACAAGAACGGCUCAUACCAUGGAUCAAUUUCUUCUCUUUGGAGACAGCAUCACGCAGCAGUCUAGUCUCACGUUCAGCGCUGCCUUGAGCGAUGCCUACAUACGCCGUUUGGAUGUCAUAAACCGUGGCCUGUCCGGCUACAACACACGCCAGGCCUUGCGCAUACUCCCACACGCAGUACCUCCACCGCAAGUUGCAAAGAUUCGCUUCAUGACCGUAUUCUUUGGCGCGAACGAUGCUAGACUUCCACACACUCCAGGCGGCCCACAGCAGCACGUUCCUUUAUCCGAAUACAGGGAAAACCUCAAGGCCAUCAUCACUCAUCCUCGCAUUCUCGAACAUGACGGUGCAAGAUUAAUUCUCAUCACACCACCACCAGUCGAUGAGAGGAUGUGCCUCGAAAGCUCCAAGGCUGAAGAUCCCGACUUUCCUGAUGUAUUCACUCGUCCAGCAGCCACCACAGCUCAAUACGCCAGCGUUGUGAGACAGCUUGGUCAAGAGUACAACCUUCCCGUGGUCGACAUUUGGAGUACUCUGAUUCUUCGAGCGGGCGGCAUGACCGGCGGAGUUGGACUGCCAAUUGGAUCUUCCGAGCUUGCGCCCAACCCGACAUUCCAGAGCUUUUUCCGAGAUGGACUGCAUUUGUCUUCCUUGGGCUAUGAGGUGCUUUACGAGGAGCUGAUGUCAGUGAUUGAAAAUAUCUGGCCUGAGCAGAUGCCAAGUAACCUCCCGUUUGUUCUUCCUGGUUGGCAAGACCAAGAGGCAUGGUUGCCGUACCGGUAA